CAUAAUGCAGUUCGACACAUUCCUUGCACAGGAAUCGACUUGUACUCAGUAGCUGCGCAUGAAAUAGGGCAUUCGCUGGGUUUGAAGCACUCCAGAAAUCUCAAAGCACUCAUGGCUCCGUUAUAUCAGCCAUACACGGGCGAAGACAUUCACUUGCAUUCAGAUGAUAUUAAGGCGGUUUAUCAGUACAACAUUUGCGAUGAUCCGUCGAUAGAUGCUAUAACUGUGAUUGGCAAUGGUUCAACUUUUGCCUUCAAGAUGUCUUACGAUAUCGGUUAUCCUCGUAAAAUCGCCGCCGAUUGGAAUGGACUUCCAGACAAUUUAGAUGCAGCCACAACUGACCAGGAAGGAAAUACUUAUUUUUUUAAGGGUGAUUUAUAUUGGUUAUAUGAUGAAAAUGGUCAUGGUAUCAAAGGAUACCCUCGAAAGAUAUCGGAAGGACUGGCAGAUAUGCCGAACAACAUUGAUGCUGCUAUGACAUGGAGUUAUGACAAAAAACCCUAUUUUUUCAAAGGCAAUUUAUUCUGGCAGUACUCGUCAUGGGGGCUUCAAGGUUCAUGGCCAAUGUUUCUUCACUCAAUAUCAAAUAAUUUGCCCCAGCGCAUUGAUGCAGCAUUUAUGUGGACCAAUGGAAAAAACUAUCUCUUUGCUGAUCAGUAUUACUACAAGCUUAGCAGCUGGCGGGUUAUGAAGGUAGGAAAAGUUACUUGA
This is a messenger RNA of Soboliphyme baturini, 711 nucleotides long. The record is from the annotation of a GenBank genome assembly. NCBI's taxonomy places the organism in Eukaryota, Metazoa, Nematoda, Enoplea, Dioctophymatida, Soboliphymatidae.